GAGCCUCGCCGAGCGGCGCCCGACCCGGCGGCCCGACCCGGCGGACCCAUGCUGCUGACGCUGGCCUGGGGCUCGCUCUUCUUCCCGGGGCUCUUCGCGCUCAGCACCUGGGCGCUGCGUCGCUGGCGGCCGGCAUGGAGCUACAACGACUGCGUGAUGGUCGGCACCAGGAUAGUUUCUUCAGUGCAGGCUGUGCUGGCCACCGGGGCAGGGAUCAUCAUCAUCCGUUCCUGCAGCAACGUGGUCUCAGACAGGCACUGGCUUGCCCGAGAAUAUGUCUGGUUUUUGAUUCCGUACAUGGUCUAUGACUGCUACGCCAUGUACCUCUGUGAUUGGUGCCGAAUCAAAGAGCAGAAUCCUGGACACUCCUUUGUUUUUCGCAACUUCCUGAGUCAAAACCGCCUCAUGAUCACGCACCAUAUGGUUAUUCUCUUUGUCCUUGUGCCAGUUGCACAGAAGUUCCGGGGAGACAUUGGAGACUUCUUUGUUGGCUGCAUCUUCACAGCAGAAUUGAGCACCCCAUUUGUGUCACUGGGUAGAGUUCUGAUUCAGCGAAAGCAGCAGCACACUCUUCUGUAUAAGGUGAACGGAAUCAUCACGCUGACCAGCUUCUUUUUCUGUCGGAUCCUUCUUUUCCCCUUCAUGUACUGGUCUUAUGGCCAACAUCAGGGACUAAGCCUGCUCCAAGUGCCAUACAGUAUCCCUUUCUUCUGCAAUGUGGCCAAUGCCCUCCUCAUCGCUCCCCAGAUUUACUGGUUCUCUCUGCUGUGCAAGAAGGCACUCCGGCUUUUUAACACUCCCCAAGACAAAAAGGAUGGCUAAUGACCCCCAGAAGUUGGGCAGUGAGGGUGUCUCCUCACACUAGCUGCCUCUUCCACACAGUAUUCCAUGGACCAAACUGUGCCCUAGGUGGCCUCAGCCUUUCAGGUAUUGAUAAGCGGUUGGCUCUGAGUUUUUCUUUUAAAAUACUAUUACCUCCCUCUUCUAACCUGCCCUUUUGCAAAAGCACUUUUUAUGGUUAACAGCUAUUGGGUGCUGUCAGCUCUCUGCUAGCAACAAAGUUGUUUUAAUAUAAGCCCAAAGAUCAGUUCCUGGGUCUUGUAUCUCAAGAGCUCUGGGAGGUUGAAGCAUGGGACAUGAGGUUGGUGGACCAGUGCUGAGGGGCUGGGCGCUCCCCGGUAUUGGUGGUUACCCACCUUUGCAACUACUCAGGGCAGUACCCACUAUACUGGGCCAGCAGAAGCAAAUGAUGACUUGGUUCUUACAAUGUUUUGCACUGUUGGCCUGGGAAGAUCAUUGUGGGUAUGUAGCUUUUUAUUGUUUACCAGAUAGUCCAUUAGCAGUUCUUUGCCUCAUCCUGUCGUCCACGUGUCAACAUUGAAUUCCUUUGUCUACCUGUCUGACAUUCCAUGUCUCAAGUCUCAGGUAGGAGAAAGGGUUGGCAAUGUGAACAACUUAAGUAGGGAGGUGAGUAAAAGUCAGCACAAUAGUAAAAGGCCAGAUUCAAACUUGUGAGCUUGCUGCAAGCACACACAAGAAUUAUUCCCAGUUUGGUAUGACUCCGUACGUCUGGCUUUCUCCAUGUCCACAUGCAUAGGAGAUAUAGGGGCAAGCCAGGCAUGGUGCCACAUGCCUGUCAUCUUAACACUCUGGAAGGCUGAGGCAGGAGGAUCACAUGUUUGAGCUACCCUGGUCAACCUGGUGAGAUCUUGAGGAAAAAGAAAGGCUGAGAAUUAGGUCAGGGCAGGCUCCUGGGCUUAAUCCCCAGUACAAGAAGAAAACAAAGCCACCUGUGGUAUGCAUACCUGUAAUCCCAGCAGAUGGGAGACUGAGACAGGAGAAUCCCAAUGAGUUUGAAGCCAACCUGAACUACAUGCUGAGACCCUGUCUCAAAACCAAAGCAAAUCAAAACUCAAAAUGGGAAAAGAGAAAUGAUUUUGGUAGCUAUUUACUUUGUAACUACCCUGACAAAGUCCAAGUAGAAAUGGAAAUUCUGUACUACAAAUACAAGACCUCUCAUCUAGACCAAAGUCCUUUUUCUAGAGCCUCCUCAUGAGCCGAUGCCCAAUCCUAUGUGGAGUACAUUCCCAUUUUACCACAGAAGGCUGGAGAGCGAGAGGGCAGCCAUCAUGUCCUGUGGACCAGCACCUUCACUCCCAUUUGCAAACAGGAUCCUGUGGACGAGCGCUUUCACCACCUGCAAACGGGAUCCUCUGGUGCCAACACUAAUCAUUCCUUAUAACUGGGAUGGGUCUGAGACUACUACCAGGACUUUUUCAAGUGGUAGUAGGACUAAAUUUUUUUUAAAGUGCCUUUAAUUCAUUGUUCAUGAACUUUUAAAGGACUGAAUACGUAACAGUGUCUCAAAUUGUGACUGUUUCAGCCUUUAAUAGGUGCCAUUUAAAAAACAGAACACUACGGUUUUGUGUUUUACUGUUUUGUUUACUAUCACUAUUACCAGUCAUCCAUGUGGUGAUUAAACUGCACUAAUUUCCCAA
This is a messenger RNA of Cavia porcellus (domestic guinea pig), 2498 nucleotides long. RefSeq names its product TLC domain containing 3A (gene Tlcd3a). Lineage: Eukaryota; Metazoa; Chordata; Mammalia; Rodentia; Caviidae. The transcript has 5 exons. The record is from RefSeq and is a predicted model, not a curated record. Gene Ontology annotation, biological process: lipid homeostasis. Bases 49 to 822 code for a protein of 257 amino acids. Gene Ontology annotation, cellular component: endoplasmic reticulum; membrane.